ACUGGAUAAAGGAAGAACAGUUUAAACUGCCGUAUGCAGGAAAGACGGCUGGUAAAAAGUCGCCGACUGAGUGAACAUGAAAAUGAAUAGAAUAUAGCUGACCAUCUGCAGAACGAUUGUAUUACAUCUGCGAUGGGGUUGAUCCAUUGCUGCAGUGCCUUGCUGCUGCUUGCCUUUAUUCCCAAAGGCUGUCAUGGAGGAAACAUUUUGGUCUUACCCACUGAGGGGAGCCACUGGAUCAACAUGGAUAUUCUAGUUAAGGCUUUGCACUCCAGAGGACACAACAUAACUGUUGUGCGUUCUAACAAUAGCUGGUACAUCAAGGAAAAAUCCUCUUAUUACAAUUCUUAUACAGUUCAAGUGGAGAGGAGUAUCGAUCAGAAGUUCAUGACAGAAUUUAUUGGUAAAGUCAUGGAAUUUGAAACAGGGUCUCAAACAUUGACAGAAUACAUUGGAAUGAUGAGGUAUUUUUUGGAAAUUCACCAUAUGGGGGGUGAAUUAGUAUCAGCAAUGCUAGAGGACAAAGAGUUAAUGAGAAUCCUAAAGGACAGUAAGUUUGACCUGGUACUCACCGACCCCACCUGUGGCCUUGGGGUCAUUUUGGCCAAAUAUUUAAACCUUCCUUUAGUUUAUAAUGUUCGUAUGGCAUUGGCUGGAGAGGCUCAUCUUGCUAUUGCUCCGUCACCUUUAUCUUUUGUUCCUGUAACAGGAUCGGGAAACACUGAUAAGAUGACCUUCAUUCAGAGAGUAAAAAAUGUCUUUUGGCAACUACAACUCUUCAUCCUACAGGAGGCAGUGACAAAGGGAAUUUACCAGAAAUUGUGUGACAAAUAUCUUGGGUCCGAUAUUAACUUUAACCAUUUAAUGCUUGAAGCAGACAUCUGGCUGAUGAGAGUGGACUUUGUGUUGGAGUUUCCUCGACCCACCAUGCCUAAUGUUGUCUAUAUUGGAGGGUUUCAAUGUGAACCAGCAAUGCCUCUUCCUGAGCACCUAGAGGAGUUUGUGCAGAGUUCUGGAGAGCAUGGGGUCAUCAUCAUGUCUCUGGGGAGCUUUGUAAAAGAACUUCCUGCUGAUAUAACAAACAAGAUCGCUGCAACUUUUGCUAAAUUACCACAGAGAGUCAUCUGGAGACAUAAAGGUGCCAGACCAGCCACUCUGGGCAACAACACUUUAAUAGUAGACUGGAUGCCACAGAAGGACCUUUUAGGACAUCCCAAGGUGAAACUGUUUGUGGCUCACGGAGGAACAAAUGGCAUUUAUGAAGCUUUGUGUCACGGAGUUCCAGUUGUUGGUCUUCCUUUGUUUUAUGAUCAGUACGACAAUCUGGUGCGUCUAAAGGAGAGAGGCGCAGCUAAAUUUAUUACCAUCCAAACCGUGUUAAAAGACAACAACUUUCAGGAUGCCAUCCAGGAAGUCCUGAAUGAGCCCUCCUGCAGGUCAAACAUGCAGAGACUCUCCAGGCUGCACAAAGAUCAGCCGAUGAAGCCGCUGGAUACCGCCCUCUUCUGGAUAGAGUUUGUCAUGAGGCACAAAGGUGCAGCUCACCUGAGAACAGAGUCCUACAGACUGCCCUGGUACUCCUACCACUCUGUAGAUGUGUUUUUGUUCCUGGCUGGAGCUUUGCUACUUGUGAUCUUCACAGUUUUUAUCUUCAUCCGGUGUUUGUGCACUACCAUGUGUAAAUCUAAAGUGAAAUGUGACUAAUCGCUCAAGGGAUAUAUAUGCACAUUUAUUUAAAAUAAUACUUCAAUAUGCAAUAGGAUUUUGGGAUUACAAUUAUAGAUUGAUAUAAGAUUGUUUGAGUGUACAUUCAUGGAACAUUUGACAGCUGACAAGCUUUCGCAUUUUGUAUGUUAUUUUAAUUAGUUUGAUUAUAUUUAAGUAAAGUGCUAGAUCAACUAAAUUAAUGUUUUGACAUUUUUUCACAUCUCUGCAAGCAUAAUAAUUUAUAUAAAUGUAGUUUAUUUUGCAAGUCAAAUUGUCUCUCUUUGACCUUUGUUCAUGGACAAAUAGGGAGUGCUAUUAUUCUUAAAGGUAACUUAAUGAACAUGAACUUAGUUUGAAAGAUUCACAGGCUUUUAAUGUUUAGGUCCGGUCAUUCCUUAUGCAGCUAAAAUAUGUUUUCUGUCUUAUUGUGACAUUUUCUUUGCACUGUGGCCUUGCAUGUGUAUUUUGACAUACCUGAUGUGAAUGCAAUUUGUGAGCUCAUUGAAAUGAGCUUCAGUUGUUUUUGCUUUUUGUUUUUUGCCAACAGUCUUCUAUUGUGCUCCUGUGAUGCUGAGCCUGUUUACAGACAAUAAGCAAAUAUUUGACAACUCUGGAUAUGUAUGGUUUGCGUUAAAGAACCAUACAAUAAACAUUUACCUUCAAACUGUGUAUUUAUUGAAGGCACACAUCACUCUCACAGUAGCAGCCUCUCAGUGGAGUACAUAGCAUAUACUACACUCUGAAAUACUUAUUCUUAAGUGUAUUGACUUUCUACAGUAAGUAUGUUUCCCUAAAAGGUGUAGUCUCUAACUGAAGGAUGUGCACAGGUCAAA
Eleginops maclovinus (Patagonian blennie) is the source of this 2540-nucleotide messenger RNA. Its product is annotated as UDP-glucuronosyltransferase 2B1-like. The coding region runs from base 133 to 1704 and encodes 523 amino acids. The transcript is spliced from 2 exons. The record is from RefSeq and is a predicted model, not a curated record. NCBI's taxonomy places the organism in Eukaryota, Metazoa, Chordata, Actinopteri, Perciformes, Eleginopidae. Gene Ontology annotation, molecular function: UDP-glycosyltransferase activity.